CUCCUUAAAGGUAUUCGAACAGUAUCCAAAGAAAUGACAGUAGAAGUUUUAUUUAUAUACAGCUAAGUACUUUCCACAGUCCAAAUUCCAAAGGGCAAAACAAGAUUGAACAAAAUUUUGCCACGAUACACAGACGUUAAGACGGAAUUAGAUUUACGAUAUGUGUGGAAUAUACUGUUGUGUUUCACCUUGCAAAACUGAAAAUGACAGCUGUCAUAACUGUCGUGUAAAUAUUGAAGAGUGGAAGCUAUGCAAAGACUUGAUCAGUGCACGUGGCCCGGAUAAAAUGAUUGAAAAUGUUGAAUCUCUUACAAGUGAAUGGUGUGGACAUUUUGUAGGUAGUGUUUUAUGGAUGCAAGGUACUAAUCUAAUAUCACAACCAUGCACUGAUGGGAAUGGCAAUAUAUUACUUUGGAACGGAGAUGUUUUCUAUGGAACCUUAGCUAAUGGCAAUACAUGUGAUACAUUAAAUAUUUUAAAUACUUUAAAAAGUACGGAUAACGUGCUUUCAACUUUGCGAAAAGUUCAGGGUCCUUACAGUUUUAUAUAUUAUCAGAAAUCUAGUAAGCAUCUAUAUUUCGGUCGAGACUUUAUUGGUAGGCACAGUUUACUUGUAAAAAUGAAUUAUGCAACAGACUCUUUAUUACUGUCCUCUGUUGCAAAUAAACAGUCCAAAGAUUUUAUCGAAGUUCCUGCUAUAGGUAUUUUCAUAAUUGAUUUAUGUAAAUCAAAACUAAAUCUCACUUGUCAUCCUUGGAAAGAACCAGAUUUGCGAUUUACAGACGUUAUAGAAGAUUUAGAAGGAAAGAUUAACAUAGAUAUUGAUGUAACGGACACCAUAAUAUCUGAAAUUGAGCCUGUGACUUUACAAUUUCAUCCGGAAGUAAAGGAUGUUGAAUAUUUAGAUAGUUUUGAAGAUUCAGUAAAUUUCAACCAAGUAAUGGCACAUUUAUUGCAAGAUGAGAAAGUACAACACAGAGUGAAACAUUUGCUAGAGCUUUUGAAGAAUUCAGUAGAAGUGAGAAUAAAGAAGAAACCGAAUUUCUGCAAAAAUUGUAUAAAAUUGAUACUAAAUGGAGAAAUUAUUAGUUGCAAACACUCAAAAGUGGGUAUAUUAUUUUCUGGAGGGUUAGACUCAGCUAUUUUAGCAGUAAUUGCCAACAGCUAUGUACCAGAGGAUGAAUGUAUUGACCUGAUCAAUGUAGCAUUUGAAAAGCCAUGUAAUGCGAAUACUGGAAAACAAACUAAUUCCAUCAAUUACGAUGUACCUGACAGAAAGACUGGUAGACAUACGUUUUCCGAAUUACAGUCUAUCUGCCCCAAAAGAAAGUGGAACUUCAUUGAGGUGAAUGUCACACAGGAAGAAUUACGAAAGCAUCGUGCAUCUCGAAUUUGUAAUUUAAUUUAUCCACUUUGUACUAUUUUGGAUGAAAGUUUGGGUUGCGCAGUUUGGUUUGCUAGUAGAGGAAAAGGAAUUCUGUAUCAAACGGAAACAGAAUACGAAUGCCCUUGCAGAAUACUCUUACUAGGUAUGGGAGCGGAUGAAUUGUUUGGUGGAUACAUGAGGCACAGAACAACUUUAAAACACAAAGGAUGGGAUACUCUGACACAAGAAUUGAACCUGGAAUUGUCUAGAAUUUCAGAAAGAAAUUUAGGUCGUGAUGAUAGAAUUGUCGCUGAUCAUGGUCGACAAUCUAGACUGCCAUACUUGGAUGAGAAUUUUAUAAAAUAUGUUGAAAGCUUAAAACCGUGGGAACGAUGUUAUCCAACAGAUAAAAUGCCUGCAGGUCUUGGAGACAAGUUAUUGCUACGCUUAUUAGCCCGUAAGAUUGGAUUACAAGAAACUGCUAAUUUCCCUAAAAGGGCUUUCCAAUUUGGAUCUCGUAUAGCUAACGGAAAAGAAAAUGCCAAGGAUAUAUCGCAACGAUUAUAGAAUAUUUUAAAUAUAUAAAAUACUUCAUAUGUGAAUAGUAUUACAAUCCAAAUCAACAUGCGGUAUGAAACAUUUUUGUAAGCUUAUAAAAUUUUGUAAAGAAAUUAUACAACUUUAUAUCCUACUA
Cephus cinctus (wheat stem sawfly) is the source of this 2060-nucleotide messenger RNA. Its product is annotated as asparagine synthetase domain-containing protein 1. NCBI's taxonomy places the organism in Eukaryota, Metazoa, Arthropoda, Insecta, Hymenoptera, Cephidae. The transcript has 6 exons. Bases 161 to 1933 code for a protein of 590 amino acids. Gene Ontology annotation, molecular function: asparagine synthase (glutamine-hydrolyzing) activity. The record is from RefSeq and is a predicted model, not a curated record.